This is a messenger RNA of Camelus dromedarius (Arabian camel), 4380 nucleotides long. It is a transcript of the gene VMA21, whose product is annotated as vacuolar ATPase assembly factor VMA21. The record is from RefSeq and is a predicted model, not a curated record. The transcript has 4 exons. Gene Ontology annotation, cellular component: endoplasmic reticulum membrane. Bases 294 to 656 code for a protein of 120 amino acids. NCBI's taxonomy places the organism in Eukaryota, Metazoa, Chordata, Mammalia, Artiodactyla, Camelidae. Gene Ontology annotation, biological process: vacuolar proton-transporting V-type ATPase complex assembly.
GUCUCAUUGGCAGCUUUCUGAGCAGCUGCAAAAUAUGUUUUUAACUUUAAGUGGAAGUUGGGAUCACCAGCGUCUGGCCUGGAACAGUCACUCUCGGCAAGGGCUCUUUCCGCUCUGACAUUCCCUAGCUUUACGGACGCGGCACCCCAGUCGUCUGCCUGGUCGUCCCUCCUCGCGGCUCGGCUCUUCCAGUCGCCUCGCAACCGCAGCUCGGCGACCAGAGCCGGAACUGGGACGAGAGGUGCUCGUGCGCGCUCAGGGGGCGGCGGCGGCACCGCCCUCCCGGGAGGACCAUGCUGCGAGGCAAGUCCCGGCUCAACGUGGAGUGGCUGGGUUACUCGCCCGGCCUGCUCCUGGAGCGUAGGCCGCUCCUGGCGGGGCGCACGCCCCGCAGCUCCGGCCGAAAUGAAAGUUCACUAGCAUCCACUCUGAAGACGCUCCUGUUCUUCACAGCUUUAAUGAUCACUGUACCUAUUGGGUUAUAUUUCACGACUAAAUCUUAUGUUUUUGAAGGCGCCUUUGGGAUGUCCAGUAGGGACAGCUACUUUUAUGCUGCUAUUGUUGCGGUGGUCGCCGUCCACGUGGUACUGGCCCUCUUUGUUUAUGUGGCCUGGAAUGAAGGCUCACGGCAGUGGCGUGAAGGCAAACAGGAUUAAUGUGAACAUCUCCUUUUGAUAGCAUUAAAUUGAUUUUUUAAAAUGGUAAAUGCGUAUGGGAUACUGAUGAUUUCAAUAAAGUUGAAAGAAUAUGUUAAAAUCAAUCUUAUGGAGUCCCUUUUGACUAGUACAAAUUUUGAACCUUCUAAUACAAUAGUUUGUAUCAAUUUUAACUGUAUGAGCUUCUUGUUUGCAAAUGAGAAUUUAGAAAACUUAAAUUAGUUCCGAAUAAUUAUGUUAAAUUAGUUACACGUUAUUCUGGGAAAAAUUUGAUUAUCUUACAACAAAAAUUUUUUAUAGCAUUUUGUCUUUUGGUUGGCUUUGAGUUUUACUUCUCUGGAUAUAUUCAGAUGUACAUAGUGGAGCAAAUCUACACUUUUGUUUUUCCCUGGAACACUUUUCCUAACUAUGAUUAAAAUACCAGGUCAUUGGAUUUUGGGUUAUAAAUUCCUAUUGAAAAUUGCUUAAAUUGUGGACAUUGGAAUAAUCUGAACGUCACUGAGAAAUUUUGUAUUGUCAUCCCUAGGCAAUACAAAUCUUUCAUUACAUUAUUUCAUGGGGAAACUAGACUGAAUCACACCCAUUCAGAUAAAAGGACUGGUUUAUUGAAGAAUGCAGAUAGUGAAGCAAGAGCUAGCUGCCUGGGUGCCUGGUCCGCUCCCUAAAGGCCUCUUGCUACAGGCCAGCCUCCGGCUUUCAGACCAGCUCGUUAAUGAUCUGCUUUGCUCUGUCAUCCAACAAUUAACUUAAGCUUAAAUUACCAGGUUUGUGUAAACUUCCUUUAAAUUUAUUUUUCCUACUUUUUAAUAAUGUAUAUGAAGGAAUUUACAUUUAAAUGUGUUCAUUUUUGCAUACUUAAGGGACUGUAAACAAUCCUAAAAAUAGAUUAUUUUUAUUACCCAGGAAGUAUUCUUGGAAUUUCUAGUCUAGUCUUUUUAAUCAAUGCUCUUAUAUCCCAGGUACAUAUAGUUAGAUAAUCCUCGAGGUCCUUUCUGAUAGAAAAAGAUCCUGCGGUUUUACUGUAGUAUUCUUAGUCUGUGUUCUUUCCAGCCACUGGGUACUACUUGUGUGUAAUCAAAAAAACACACCCAGAAAAAAAUGCAUAUUAAAACAGGAAGAAAAUUUAAAUUCCCUGUAAUGUUGCCACUUGGAGAUAACCAAUAUUUUGGUUUAUAUCCUGUGUGCAUUUCUUAAUACUAGUUUGAUACUGACUAAAAGUUUGGUUUAAGUUCAGAUUCUGCCAAUUUCACCUGAUGGCUAUUUGCAUUUUUUUCAGAUGCGUGAUUAUUGGCUAUUCUGUAAAAAAGCACAUUCUGCCUUGACUCUUUUAACUGGAUAUCUCAUUGUUCAAAUUUCCUGUCAUUGAUAAUUCCUAAUACAAUGGCCCUUGCUGUGUUUGCCAUUACUGAAUUGUUUGUUCACCCCCAUUUUUGAUGUUGUGGAACUGGACUAAAGGAGUAGAGAGGUAGUUAGGCAUAAAGGCAAAGAAGGCAUUUGUGUUUUUUUAAUUGUUGAGAAAAAAAUAAAAGAUGAUUAUUGUAGGACUAUUUUUUAUUCUUGCUUAUAGUUAAAUGCUGUCUACAGUUUAAAUGUCUUAAGCAGUUAUUCUAAAUGUGAAAGGUUUUCUUAAAAGGACUACAGUUUUAGUAUAAAGUUGUACAAAUUUAAUAUGAAGUUGUAGAAAACCCCAGUUUGAGUCUAGUGUACUCUGUGGUUGAUUUCUAGAUGGUUCUCUCUUUAGCUGCCUUGUACUUAGAAUUUGUCCACCUAAUUUCUUUUUCUAUAAUGCCAAGGUUUUUCCUGUACUUUUGGGAUCUUAUGCUAUUUGUAAAAUAUUAAUGUCCAAUGUUGGAUUAUUUUGUUUGAUUUCAGACAUUCACUGAGUAUAUAAUAUGGGUGUUUUUCUGCAAGUAUUUAAACUGGAGAUUCAUGCAAAAGCAGCUGUAAUUUCCUCUUGGAAAAGGUACCAAGCAUCUGAAAGUUAGAAUUCGAUGCUGGAGUUGAUAUUUAUGCUUAUUACAAUAUAGACUUGUUUUCAAAUCCGUUAAUGUUUUCCUAGGGUUUUAACGGUUAAUUCACUAGUUUGCAGCUGUUUAAAUAACAUAUGGGAUUCAACAUACAGAUUUAUUUUUCAAGAUGUCUCAGUGAUUUCUUCUCAUACAAUGUACAUACUUCAGGAUGUUUAGAAAGAAAAGCUACAGUUGAGCCCUUAUAUAAAUGCUAUAAGGUAGGAAUAUGUUCGCUAUUGUUUUAAAACUGAUUGUAAGAGUGACCUCAAUUAGGGAGUGUAACUUGAAGUGUCAGUACAGGCUACUGAUUUAACACAUUACUUUCUUCACCUCACCUCCCAUUUUGCCCCCUAGAAUAUAAUCCUUUUUUCCCAUUGUGCUAAAAAAUGAAAAGUCUGCUGUAGAAUACAUCUGAUAUUACUAGCUCUCCAGGUGGAUACCAUUUUACAUGUGACAACAGAAUUCAGUUUUGAGUUGUUACUGAAGGAAUUUAAACCCUCCAUUAAGAAAAACAACCCUGUGUUUCAUGGGAAUCUAACAAAUAUAUGGUAAGAUGGUUUUCAUCAUAAAAAAUCUCAGGUUUGCCCAGAAAGUAACUGAUUGAUUUAUUUGGUGUUUAUUUUCCAUUUUCAUAUAAGUUUUAUAUAUACAGCUACAGUACCCAAGGAGGCCAGUAAAAAAACAAACAGGUAAGGUGUACCCAAGGAAAGGUGAAAGUUGAGGGCACAUGAAAGAAAGAAUUUAUAUCCUGUUUUAAAUGUACCCCGUGUGUAUUUCUUGUCUCCAGACAAGGUCAUGUUUAUUGUUUUAAUUAUGCUCAAGUGAAGUUGUAGACUGUUCUUAGGCCCAUUUUAUAAACGGUUCGCCUGUGGCACAGAAUUUGUCACAUGUCUUAGGUCAGCAGCAGGCUUCUCUGCUGCCAGGCACAGAGUAUUAGAACCUGAUGAACUCAGACUCAUAUGUAAGAUAGUUUUUGCAAGAGCUGGGCUGAAGCAGCACAUUCAUGACUUAAGAAGAUUUCUUUUUGCAGGGAGAAAGGGUCACCUGAGGAAAUAAAUUUUUUUCAAGGACUUGGGGAACUAAUGAUAAAUAUUACAUGGAGUCUAUGAAUAGAUUGAUUCUUUAUAUAUUCAUUAAAAUAAUCGUCUGGAAUUCCUCAGUUUACCAUCACUCCUGGCCGCACUUUCCUUGCCUGUUUUGUUGCUACGUGUGCUUGAAAGUAAUAUCUGCGUUACUGUGAAGAUGUUCUAUAGGUCAUGUUUGUCAGUUACACAGACUAGUCUUCCUUUUUGUCAAGUUCAGUGAAAUCUCACUGAACAAUAAUAGCAAUAGCUAACAUCUGCACAGCACCUUACAGUUUGCAAAGAACGUUCACAUAUUCUUGUUUUGAGUUUUGCUUAGUGAACCUGUUACGAGAUGUCUCUUGAUAUCAAUGCUAAAAUGUUAGAACCUUUUAAGUUCACCAGAGUCACUGAAUAUACUGUAGUCGUGAAUAGUGCCCUAACUAGGGGCAGGGUUUAGAUGCGCUACGUUGAAGCCUGCGUGUAAUUAUCAAAAUGGGGGGCUUGAGUCCAUUAGCCACUUGAAUCAGAUUUACUUUUGUAAGUGAUGCUUUUCUAACCGUUACCUGGAUGGGUUUUAUAUUCGUUAUACUCUAACCUGUAAUUUGUAUAAAUGUACCAUCUGUUGUCAUUAAAAAAGUGUUUGUAAUGCCA